Messenger RNA from Oldenlandia corymbosa var. corymbosa, 435 nucleotides. The record is from the annotation of a GenBank genome assembly. Lineage: Eukaryota; Viridiplantae; Streptophyta; Magnoliopsida; Gentianales; Rubiaceae.
AUGGCUCCUUCUUUGGUUGUUGAUGCUAACAAUGUUGAUCACGAGAACACCCCUCAAAUAGUAGAGAAAUGGUUCCAUGAUCACAUUCAGCAUCAUGCAAAACCCAAUUUCACCAAGCUCCAUUUCUUUGUCUAUGACAAUGUUACAGUUGAUAAGCCAACAUCUCUUCUUGUUGUUCCAGCCAACACUAACAAUAUAGCAUCUAUUGCUUUUGGAGCAACCUACAAUAUGGAUGCUCCGAUCACUGUUGGAUCAGAUCCGGAGUCCAAACUUGUAGGCCGAGCUCAAGGCAUGUUCACCUUUGUAGGUCAAACCGUGCAAGUUCUUUCAAUGGCUAUCAAUUUGGUAUUCACAGAAGGAUAUUGCAAUGGAAGUUCACUAAGCAUUUUGGGGAACAAUCCCAUAUCUCAUCAAUAUAGAGAAAUGCCGAUAUAG